Messenger RNA from Epinephelus lanceolatus (giant grouper), 2193 nucleotides. It is a transcript of the gene adora2aa, whose product is annotated as adenosine A2a receptor a. Gene Ontology annotation, biological process: adenylate cyclase-activating G protein-coupled receptor signaling pathway; G protein-coupled adenosine receptor signaling pathway. Gene Ontology annotation, molecular function: G protein-coupled adenosine receptor activity. Gene Ontology annotation, cellular component: plasma membrane. Lineage: Eukaryota; Metazoa; Chordata; Actinopteri; Perciformes; Serranidae. The record is from RefSeq and is a predicted model, not a curated record.
AGUAGGGCAGUUACUUUUCCUAUAAUGCGAUCAGGAGACACUGAUCAGACUAUCAGUGUGUUUUUAUUCCCCGGACUUACACACAAUGGUGAAGUGAACUCAGGCGGGUUUCUCCUUGCAGAAGUGUCACACUUGUCUCUCAGCGGGAAGUGAAAACGAUCAUUUGCAGGCUACAAUUAAGUCGAGCGUGUUUUUAUCACCUCAGAUCAUAAAGUGUUAUCAUCGUUGGGAUCUGCUUUCUGCCUUGUGGACAUCAAGAAGAGAAAAGAAACGUAAUGUUCCACUGAUGUGUGCUGUUGGCAUCAUCUAAGCCGCACGAGAAGUUCAUGGGAAAAGGGCGCUGAGGGGACGGACCUGAGGGGAGAGGACAGCAGAGGAGCUUUUUACCAGGAGAGGAUGGAGGCGACUGUGUGUGGCAUGAAGAGAGAUGACGGCUCUAUCUGAAGUUGAAUAAACAUUUUUUUCAGCUGUUUGGGCUAAGCAGGUGUUAGGGAGUUGCCACAGCUGCUCGGGGAAUCCAGUGGAUGUGUUGGAGGUGAAGAGGCUGAGCACAGCGGCUGCCAGGCUGCAGCUAUGGUUGUUGAGGCAAGGUUUCCUCCUUCCUCAUCAGUGACCUCGCCGUUUGUUUCACCAUGCCAGAAGACCCCAUUGCCUCCUCCUUCUACAUCGUCCUGGAACUGCUGAUUGCUUUGUUCUCCGUGCUGGGCAAUGUACUGGUCUGCUGGGCCGUGUGCCUCAACACAAACCUGCAGAGCAUCACCAACUUCUUUGUGGUGUCACUUGCAAUUGCUGACAUCGCUGUGGGUGUCCUGGCCAUUCCCUUCGCCAUCGUCAUCAGCACUGGAUUCUGCUCCAACUUCUAUGGGUGCCUGUUCCUUGCCUGCUUCGUGCUGGUUCUGACACAGAGCUCCAUCUUCAGCCUGCUGGCCAUCGCUAUAGACCGCUACAUAGCAAUCAAGUUACCGCUCAGGUACAACAGCUUGGUGACAGGCGAGCGGGCACGAGGCAUCAUCGCCAUCUGCUGGGUUUUAUCCAUCAUCAUCGGUCUGACCCCCAUGAUGGGCUGGCAAAAGCUGCCCAUGAACAGCGACCCCCUCUGCUCGCCUGGCCUGAUGAAGUGCCUGUUUGAGGAGGUGGUGGUCAUGGAGUAUAUGGUCUACUUCAACUUCUUUGCCUGUGUACUGAUUCCCCUGCUGAUGAUGCUGGCCAUCUACCUGUGUAUCUUCAUGGCCGCUCGCCGCCAGCUCAAGCUGAUCGAGGUGAAGGCAGUUCAUGGAGAGAAGUCGCGCUCCACGUUGCAGAAAGAGGUCCAGGCUGCUAAGUCUCUGGCCAUCAUUGUCGGGCUGUUUGCAGUCUGCUGGCUGCCUCUACACAUUAUCAACUGCUUCACCCUCUUCUGUCCUCAGUGUGAUCGUCCUCCGGCCUGGAUCAUGUACGUGGCCAUAAUUCUUUCCCACGCCAACUCGGUGGUCAAUCCCUUCAUCUACGCCUACCGCAUCAGAGAGUUCAGACAAACCUUCCGUAGGAUAAUCCGGCGCCACAUCCUGGGCCGGCAUGAGCUGUUAGAGAGUGGUAGCAGCAUGCGCAACUCCACUCACAACAGUUUUUCUGACUCUAUCAGACUCAAGGCAAAUGGCCUCAGCAUUGACCUUUUCCCUGAACACAGCACCAGCAGCAGUAGCUGUGAAAGCUCCUACCGCUGCACCACUAACAUCUCUCCUGUGGGGGGCAGUCUGGUGGCAGUAUCCCGCCCCCCUCUGUCAGUCAUUAUUGCCCACUGUCCUAAGAUGGGCCCUUGUCCACUGCAAACCCUCAGACAGUCUCAUAUAGGACAUCAUCUACAGUAUGCGGAGCAGCAGCAUGACUGCGCUGGACCAGAAGUGGUGGAGGAUAAGGACAAAGAGAACCUCUGCAAGCAGAACACAAAGAGUUGCUUCAGUGAGCUGGCAAAGGUGUGCUGACCCAUGCAUAUUCAUUAAUAAUCAGGAGCCUUGCAGUAACAUGUUAACUUGGCAGCAGCUCACGAACGAUUGGAAUAACACCUGAUCCGCAAUGGAAAUGGGAGCACUGUAAAAAGAUAAUGGACAACGAAUUUCACUGAGAUAACUUUAAUCUCUUUGCCAUGAGAAACUGUUUUCAGGAUUUGAAUACAGUGACUAUUUAAAGAGAUGGGUUGGAUUUUUUUAACUGGGG